Akanthomyces muscarius is the source of this 7143-nucleotide messenger RNA. RefSeq lists its product as uncharacterized. Gene Ontology annotation, molecular function: fatty acid synthase activity; oxidoreductase activity; phosphopantetheine binding. Gene Ontology annotation, biological process: fatty acid biosynthetic process; secondary metabolite biosynthetic process. The coding region runs from base 1 to 7143 and encodes 2380 amino acids. The transcript is spliced from 2 exons. The record is from RefSeq and is a predicted model, not a curated record. Lineage: Eukaryota; Fungi; Ascomycota; Sordariomycetes; Hypocreales; Cordycipitaceae.
AUGGCCACACCAACGCCGCUUGCCAUUGUUGGCAUGGCAUGCCGCACAUCCGGUGAUGUGAGGACUGUCGACGAGUUUUGGACAAUGCUGUCCCGAUCCCGACACGGCUCGGGCCCCAUCCCAAAGAACAGAUAUAACGCCGAGGCCUACUAUCACCCGAAUCCUCAAAAGAAGGGCACCUUCAACCAAGUUGGAGGCUACUUCAUCGACAGAGAUUUCUCCGUCUUUGAUGCACCCUUCUUCAAUAUUACCAAGCAAGAAGCGAGCUCCAUGGAUAUAAACCAGAGACAACUGCUCGAAUGCACAUACGAAGCCCUAGAAAAUGCCGGUCUUCCCAAGGGAAAGAUCUCUGGCGAGAAGAUGGGUGUCUUCAUCGGAACAAAACGAGCCGAUUAUCGUACAGGUAGUCUGCAAGACCUCAACCAAGUCGAGAUGUUCGAGGCGACGAGUGGCCACAGCUCCAUCCAGGCUGGUCGCAUAUCAUACUACUUCAAUCUCAAUGGCCCGUCUUUCUCCGUCGACACGGCUUGCUCUUCGAGUCUGCACGCCAUGCAUGCUGCAGUGCAAAGCAUCCGAAGUGGCGACUGCAGCUCUGCCAUUGUUGCUGCCAGUAACCUCUACAUGAACCCGGACGAUCUGAUCCAAAUGUCCAUGCUUGGUCUCUUCACCCCAACCGGUAAGACCUACGCUUUCGAUCACAGAGGCAAAUCUGGCUUCGCAUGUGGUGAGGGCGUUGGCUGCAUUGUCAUCAAGCCCCUUGACCAGGCGCUUCGCGACAACGACAAAAUUCGCUCCAUCAUUGUCAACACUGGAAUCAACCAGGACGGCAAGACCGUCGGCCUGACUUCACCAAGUGCUAAGCAACAAGAGAACCUCAUGCGAGACGUCUACGCUCGUGCCAACAUCAGCCCAAAAGACGUUGGAUUCGUUGAAGCUCACGGCACGGGUACCAAGGUCGGCGAUCCCCUGGAGGCCACUGCAAUUCACAAUUUCUUUGGCGAGGGUCGCACUAAGCGCGCUCCUCUAUACCUUGGCUCAGUCAAGACCAACAUCGGCCAUCUGGAAAAUGCCAGUGGCUUGCUUUCCGUCAUCAAGUCGACUCUGAUGCUGGAGCGCAGCUUUAUCCUGCCCAACACCAACUUUGAGAAAGCCAAUCCUGCCAUCCCGCUUGAUGAAUGGAACAUCAAGGUCCCUACCACCAUUCGCCCCUGGCCCAAAGGCAAGCGGUUUAUCAGUAUCAACAACUUCGGCUUCGGUGGCUCCAACGCUCAUGUUGUCCUGGAAAAGGCGCCUCUGUCUCAGGUUGCCAAGGAUCUUGCUAUUGAAGCAAACGACAACCAAGUUGUGCCCAGACUUUUUGUCAUGUCUGGUAAUGAUGAAGGGGCUGCAAAGCGCAAUGCCACGGCUAUUGGUAUCUACACAGAGCAGCAUCCUGAGGUGUUCCAGAAGCGUAUUAUUCGGGAUAUGGCGUACACAUUGGGUGAGCGUAGAACUCACCAUAGCUACCGCCUGGCUUUCACUUGCUCUAGCUUUGAUGAGCUGGUGUCUACCUUGAACUCCGAGGCAAUGAUUCCUACCGUCGCAACCACUGAUCCCUUGAAGCUGGCAUUUGUCUUUACCGGCCAAGGUGCCCAGUGGCCGCAGAUGGGCAAGCAGCUCCUCAACACACACCCCAUCUUUGCCGAGACUGUCAAGACUGCCUCGGACUACUUGGAAAGCAUCGGCGCCGAAUUUUCUUUGAUGGAAGAGCUGGUACGCGAUAAGAGCGAAUCUAUCGUUGGACUCGCCCAUAUCUCGCAGCCGAUCUGCACUGCUGUCCAGCUUGGACUUGUUGAGCUGUUGAAGACUUGGAAUGUCAAGCCCUCUAUGGUCAUCGGCCACUCUUCUGGAGAAAUGGGGGCUGCAUACGCUGCCGGUGCUAUCACCCUGAAGGAAGCGAUGGCCGCUGCAUACUACCGUGGCCAUUAUGCUGCACAGAUGAAGCAACGCAAUCCAGACCUUCGCGGUGCAAUGCUGGCAGUCGGCGCUGGCCCUGCUGAAGUCAAGGGAAUCAUCAAGUCUAUGGGACUUUCUGGCGUAACUGUCGCCUGCGAGAAUUCCCCCGAUUCCAUCACUGCUUCUGGUGACGAGGCUGACGUUGACACCCUCGCUGCAGAACUGGAACAGCGCAGCAUGUUCAAUCGCAAGCUUCGUGUUGAGAUGGCGUACCACUCUCCUCACAUGAAACUUGUUGCCGACGACUACUUAUCUGCUAUUCAUAGCAUGAACCCCAUCCCCACUGAAGGAGUAGAGUUCUAUUCCUCGCUUUUGGGCGCUAAGCUUGACAAUACUGCUGCUCUCGGUGGCCAGUACUGGGUCGACAACCUGACAAACCCUGUCCGUUUCUCGUCCGCUUUUGCCGAGCUUUACAACAGCGGUAAGCCGGAUGUUGUUGUCGAACUGGGCCCGCACGCUGCUCUGGAGGGACCCAUCAAGCAAAUUCUCAAGGGAAUCAGCCCACAGGCGGCUACCAAUGCGAAAUACUUCUCUGCCUUGAUGCGCAAUCAAGAUGCGACCACCACCGCUGUGAAGUUGGCCGGCAACCUUUGGAGCAGAGGCCAUCCUAUUGACUUUUCUGCCGUUAAUCUGACCUUGCCAAGCCAAGAAAGCCCUUCUCUGAUCUCCGACAUGGCACCUUAUUCCUGGUCGCAGCACCAGUACUGGGCGGAGUCCCGCGCUGGGAAGAAUCGACGCCUCAAGCCAUUCCCACGUCAUGACUUGCUGGGCAUCCUGGAUGACUUUUGCAACGAAGACGAGCCAACUUGGAAGAGUGUCAUCACUACAGAUGACAUUCCCUGGACGAAGGACCACAAGAUGCAGGGCUUGCCCACGUUCCCACUCUCUGGCUACAUCACUAUGGCAACUGAGGCGGCUUCACAGCGUGCUCAGCUCCGUGGUACUGCACCUGAGGAUGUUUCUGCUUUCCGUAUGCGUGACAUCAAGGUCACCAAAGCAUUGAUCUUGGACGAGAAUAGCACCUACGACCUUCGAUUUAGUCUCAAAGCAUACGCCGAGGGUCUGGGCUCCUACUCAGAUGAAUGGGACGCAUUCCAUAUCUCUUCGUGGACCCAGUCACGCGGAUGGCUAGAGCACUGCCGUGGUCUUGUCGGCAUCAAAAAGAAGAGCUCUGCCAACCUCAUUCGACCUGUUACUUACGAUGCCGCUCUGCGUCGUAAGGCGCUCGUUGAAAACAGCGAUGCCACCAGCAUUGAUGUUGAGCAAUUCUACAGUGAACUGGAGGUCAAGGGUGCUGGCUACACUGGUAGCUUUGACAGCAAGGAAAAUGGAAGCCUUCGCGUGUUUAAGAACAUGUCGAGCUGCUCGAUUACUCUGAAGGAUACUGCUGAGUGCAUGCCCUACCAGUAUGAAACCAAGACCAUCGUCCCCAGCGCCUUCCUGGAUACCGUGUUUCAAUCCGUUUUCCUCAACCUCGGCGCUGGUCGUGGCGAUAUGCCUCACUUGUUUAUGCCUGCCGCCGUCAACGAGCUUGAGAUCACCCCCGAGUCUCCCAACACUGUCGGGGAAAUUGUCCAAGUCGUUACCCAAUGCCCUGAAACUAUGCCUGCUGGUGCUGUGGAUUUCAAUAUUGAUGUCUGGCAGAAGAGUCCCACGGCACCUGUCAUCUCCGUUCGUGGAUUCAUGAUGAAUCCUUUGUAUGGCGAUGUCUUUGAAGGCCAAGAGCCUCGCUCUUUGUGCUACGAUGUUAAAUGGGAGUCUCUCACUGAGCAGAAGUCGAAAGACAUUGCGCCAGAGACGGCCGCUAACGGCCACACCAAUAGCCACGCAAACGGCCACGCUAAUGGUAAGGCCAACGGCCACGCGAACAGUGAGACCAAUGGUCUCGCUAAGGGCCAUGCCAAUGGUCAUACCAACGGCGAGGCCAAUGACAGUGCCAACGGACACACCAAUGGCGAUGUUAACGGACAUGCCAAUGGCCACGCCAACGGUGAGGCCAAUGGCAGUGCCAACGGACAUACCAAUGGCCACGCCAACGGCGAGCUUAAUGUCCUCGUCAAGGGCCAUAUCAACGGCGAUGCCAACGGACACACCAACGGAAACACCAAUGGCGAUGCUAACGGACAUGCCAAUGGCCACGCCAACGGUGAGGUUAAUGGCCACGCCAAGAGCCAUACCAAUGGCCACACCAAUGGCCACACCAACGGUCAUACCAACGGUCAUACCAACGGUCAUACCAACGGGCACACCAACGGUCACACCAAUGGAUACACCAAUGGGCAUACUAAUGGGCAUACUAAUGGGCAUACUAAUGGCCAAACCAACGGCCAUACCAAUGGACACACCAAUGGGCAUACUAAUGGUCACACCUAUCUGAACAGAGUUGACCUGAGUGAGACUCCCAUCACCAUUAUCUGUGAUGCUGGAGCGACACCUCUGGCUUCGGCACUGGCUGAUCUCAUCGAGCUCCAAACCGGUGGCCAGAUGCCGAAGAUCACUUCCCUCGCUGACGUGGAGAUAUCCUCUUCUACGAGAUACAUCUGCCUGAACGAGGUCGAGAGCCCUGUUCUACACAACAUGGAUGGCGCUACUUUUGCUCACAUUCAGAAACUUCUUCUGAACUGCUCAUCCAUGCUCUGGGUUGGUACUGGCGCGUACCACACUGCGACGACUCCCUUGAAUAAUCUCGCCCAAGGUAUGAUGCGCACCAUUCGUUCCGAAUCUAGCAAAAUUGUCGGAACCAUGGAUCUUCACCCAAAGUCAACCCUCCAGUCCGUUGAUCAAGCCCAAUUGGUCAUUACUGCCAUGAAGACGACCCUGGAAACCCCAGAGGAUGACGCCCCCGUGGACUUUGAGUUUGCUGAGAAGGAUGGCAAGCUGUUUGUGCCUCGUGUCUACAACCAAACCGACGUUGAUCUCGAGCUCUUCCGCGCGACUCAGCCAUCUCGUCCUUACGCUCAAAACUUUUCCCAGCCGGGACGCCGUCUCAAGCUGGCUGUUGGCACCUACGGCGCCCUUGAUUCCCUUUACUGGAAGGAUGAAGAGGAGUAUGUGCUCGGCGAAGAUGAAAUUGAGAUCAAGGUGGCUGCCACGGGUAUGAACUUCAAGGAUGUUGUCAUUGCCAUGGGCCAGCUGGCUAGCCCGUAUCUUGGAGUUGAAUGCUCUGGUACCGUUUCGCGCAUGGGCUCCAACGUCACCUCGCUCAAGCUUGGCGACCGCGUUUGUGCCAUGACUCAUGGUGCCUAUGGAACCUACGCUCGUUGUCCCGCAACCAGCGCAGGUAUCAUUCCUGAAGGUAUCUCCUUUGAAACCUCUGCGUCUAUUCCUGUUGUGUACUGCACCGCCUACUACGGUCUUGUUGAUUUGGCUCGCCUGGAACCUGGUGAGAAGAUUCUCAUUCAUGCUGCCUCUGGUGGUGUCGGUCAGGCCGCCAUUCAGCUUGCACAAAUGAUCGGCGCAGAGAUCUUCGCCACAGUCGGCAGCCUUGAUAAGAAACAGCAUCUUAUUGACGAGUAUGGCAUCGCUGAGGAUCACAUCUUCUAUAGCAGAGACACCUCUUUCGCUCCUGCCCUCCGAGAUGCCACUGGAGGCAAGGGAGUGGACGUUGUCAUCAACUCGCUUGCUGGUGACCUGCUGCGGGAGACUUGGUCUUGCCUUGCUCCCUUUGGCCGGUUCAUUGAGAUUGGAAAGCGAGACAUCAACUCCAACACCAGAUUGGAGAUGGCCAAGUUUGAAUGGAACUGUACCUUUAGCUCUGUGGAUCUGACCAAGGUCGGUGACUUCAGACCCAAGAUCAUGGGCCGCAUUUUCCGUGAUGUUAUGGACCUGCUGGGCAAGAAGACGAUCAAACCCAUUGGUCCAAUUACGAGUGUCAGCAUCAGCGAGGUCGAGUCGGCCCUGCGUAAACUGCAGAGCGGCAAGACAACUGGCAAGGUGGUGGUCAACCAUGAGCUUGACGGACAAGUCAAUGCCACCCAUCCCGAGCCAAAUGCGGGCUUACUUAAGGCCGAUGCUACGUACAUCAUCAUCGGUGGUACCGGUGGUCUCGGUCGCUCCAUGUCCAAGAGAAUGGUGCAGCGGGGUGCGAGAAACAUCGUUCUGCUUUCUCGGAGCGGUACCAUGACACCAGAGCUGGAGAAUCUCAGUGCGGAAUGCGAGACCUUUGGCGCCAAGAUUCAUGUCAUGCCGUGCGAUGUCGCGGACCAGGCCAAGGUCAGUGAGCUCAUUGCAACUCUGAACAGCUCGCUGCCUCCUAUUCUCGGUGUCAUCCAUGCUGCUAUGGUGCUGCGUGACACUCUGUUUGAGAACAUGUCGUUUGAAGAUUACGAGGCUGUUGUCCGCUCCAAAGUCUCGGGGGGUUGGAACUUCCACAACGCUCUUCUCAGCGCCCCUCUGGACUUCUUCAUUGUUCUCUCGUCGGUGGCUGGCAUUGUCGGCAACCGUGGCCAGGCCGCCUACGCCGCUGCCAACACAUUCCUCGAUGCCCUGACGGUCCAUCGUCGUCAGCUUGGCCUUGCUUCCACAUCGCUCAACUUGACGGCAGUUGAAGGCGUCGGCUACUUGGCAGAGAACUCUGCCAAGCAGUCCGAGGUCCUGAAGAACCUGUCAGGCAGCACUAUGGGCGAAAGCGAAGUGCUUGCUCUCGUCGAGGCAUCCAUUGAUGGCAAGGUUGGAACCUUUAGCAACGACCAGGCAAUCACUGGUCUUGACCUUAGCGACGCCAGCAACUUCCCUUACUAUGCUGCUGACGCCAAGUUCAAGCCUCUGCGUGACGCCGCGCUCGCUGCCAGCGCUGCUGCGGGAGGCGCGGACGGCGCAGCCAACAUUCCUCUCGGCAAGAAGCUUGCCAAGAUCACUACCGUGGACGAAGCUGUCGAGCUCGUAAGCACUGGCUUGCGUGAGAAGCUGGGUGCUAUUUUGAUGCUGCAUCCGGAUGUCAUGGCUGCCAGACAGGCCACCACCACUAUUACAGCCUUUGGUUUGGAUUCGUUGAAUGCCAUUGAGCUACGCAACUGGAUUGGAAAGGAGCUACAGGCACACUUGCAGGUGCUGGAGCUAUUGACCAGCGGAACCAUGUCUGAUCUUGCUUCGCAGAUUCUGCGCAAGAGCAGGAUCCAGGGUGUCUGGACAGAGGAGAAGACUGCAUAA